AGGGGCGCGCACCGCGCCGCCACCUAACUCUCGACGAUGCCGCCCAGUAGCCCGCAGGGGCCGGUUUCCUGUGUUCGUGACCAUCCGCCGGACGAGGUUUGCGAGGAAUGUCCCCUGCGGGAUACGGGCGGGCAGCUUGUCGCCCGGCAGCAGCAGGUGCCUACGGGCCCCCUGUCCGCCAUGUUUGGCGUGGCAAAGGGGAUCUCUGCGCUUGCCCAAUUCUUGCGGACAACGGGCGUGUAUGGGAAGGCAGGUUCUCUCUCCCGGCAGGGGAAAGACAAAGACGAGACGCCUUCUCAGGAGCCUCGGGAUCCCAAGGAAGGAGGAGCAAAGGGCGACAAUCAGCCAUGAAGAGCAUACAGUAGGAUCAUCGGUGCGCCCCUACCUGGAUAUGGCUUCGAGGAGUGGAUGCUAACGAGCUCGGGGCUCAGUAAUCAAUUUUGCAGGCACUCCUUCCCAACUGCGUUCGAGUAUAGGGACUACUCUCGCUCUGAUUUCUUGGGCUCUGAUUUCUUGGAAUAUCUCGACGACACAAGACACGACUACAUCACCAAAUCUCACAUAACCUAGAAUCAUACUAUCGGGGCUACGACGCCAUAACCGCAGAUACAGAUGGACACGCAUAUCACCAGAUGCAUACACACAUACUCCAAGUGCGCACGAACGUCGAACUCGUGUAUUACUAUGGAAUACUAUACUGUACGAGUACGAUAAUACUCAAUGUAUCCCCGU
Molecule: messenger RNA, 732 nt
Organism: Schizophyllum commune H4-8
Lineage: Eukaryota; Fungi; Basidiomycota; Agaricomycetes; Agaricales; Schizophyllaceae
Exons: 1
Coding region: 37-351 (104 amino acids)
Source: RefSeq, a predicted model, not a curated record